Messenger RNA from Geodia barretti, 447 nucleotides. The record is from the annotation of a GenBank genome assembly. NCBI's taxonomy places the organism in Eukaryota, Metazoa, Porifera, Demospongiae, Tetractinellida, Geodiidae.
AUGGAAGUGAUUCUAAAGAAAAGUGUUGAAGGGCUCGGUAUACCGGGCGAUGUGUUGAAGGUCGCGGAUGGAUACGCGCGGAACUACCUCCUGCCGAUGCAGUUGGCUGUGCACGCAACAGAGCGGAACCGUCGCUAUCUUGAACACCAAAAACGAGUUAUCGAUCACCAAGAAUCGAAGGAUAAAGAACUGGCACAGGAAAUCGCAUCACAGAUUACUGGCGUUACGUGCACUCUCAAAAGGCGAGCUGGCGAGAACGAUCGGCUCUUCGGUUCUGUUACCUCUAUGGAUGUCGCAGAGGCUUUACGGGCUCAAGGCUUUGAGUUAGAACGCCGAUUCCUUGAACUUGCAGAUCCGAUCCGUGAACUCGGUGUGUUCAUGGUGCCAGUCAAAUUGCAUACAGAUGUCGUUAUUGAACUCCGCGUCGUUGUUGAACGUGAUGAGUAA